Messenger RNA from Verticillium alfalfae VaMs.102, 306 nucleotides. RefSeq lists its product as hypothetical. Lineage: Eukaryota; Fungi; Ascomycota; Sordariomycetes; Glomerellales; Plectosphaerellaceae. Bases 1 to 306 code for a protein of 101 amino acids. Gene Ontology annotation, biological process: mitochondrial respiratory chain complex III assembly. The transcript has a single exon. Gene Ontology annotation, cellular component: mitochondrial inner membrane. The record is from RefSeq and is a predicted model, not a curated record.
AUGGCCAACGUGACGUACACGGGCACGACGGCGCGGGGGUCGGAGAACGACACCAACUGGGGCGCCGACGUUGUCUUCUGGGGCGGCAACGAGCACUACCAGCUGGGCACGGGCAAGCGGUCGAACGUCAACGCGCCGACGUACAUCCAGCCGCUCGACGGCGGGGCCACGGGCGAUUUCCACCGGUUCCAGCUGACGCCGCGCAAGACGGUCAGGCUUGGCGAGGACGGCAAGGGACGCAAGGCCAGCCUCGAGCAAAGGGUCGAGUGCGGGCGCAUGGUGACGGCCGUGUACUCGGCGGCGUAA